CUGGCAGCUAGUAGGCCCCGCCCAACAUCUGUAGCCAGAUUCGCGUACCCUGCGGUUCGGCCUUCUCUGCUCAAGCCGGCUGGGCUUGGCUGGGCGGAGGAAGCGCGGGCCGGGGCCGGGCGGCCAGGAGGUCUUUCCCCUCUCUCCCCCGCGGCGGAGCAGGGAGGUGGCGGCGAGGUCUUUGGGCCGCAUGGCCGGAGCUCCGGGCGGACGUGCGCCGGGCCCCGCGGCGGGAGAGCCGCUACCUCAGAGACGGGACUCGGGCCAGGGCUUCCCGGAGCAGCAGAGCUUCCUCUCCAGCCUCUUCCCGCGUAACCGGAGUUGCCCGCUCAUGCUCCUGAAGACGCUGGAGACCAGUAGGAGCCGUGACCUGGAGGCUGGGGAUCCAUAUGUCAAACUUCUGCUUGAUGCUAUGAAACACUCAGGUUGUGCUAUUAACAAAGAAAGACACUUUUCUUGUGAAGACUGUGAUGGUAAUGUCAGUGGAGGUUUUGAUUCUUCAACAUCUCAGACCUGUGUGCGAGACAGAGCCGUUCUUUCUAUCUUGGCUGUUCGGAAUAUCAGCACAGAGUUGGCUCAGCAGGCUGUGGAUGAAGUUUUUGAAUCCUGUUUCAAUGACCAUGAGCCUUUUGGCAGGAUUCCUCAUGAUAAGACUUAUGCAAGAUAUGCUCGCAGAGACUUUCAGAACCGUGAUCGGUAUUACUCAAACAUAUGAAAGAAUAACAUAUUACUGAGCAUCAGUGAUCAUGAAGAAACGUGAUUCUUAAGUACAUAAAUGUGUAAAAUGUAAAUGAUCAAUCAGAUGCAGAUAAAAAUGCAUGCUUUUUAUCAAAAGAUGCUGAUUUUAGCAUAUGACUACAAAAAAGAAAUAUGGCAAAAAUAAAGUCUUUAAACUCAAAGGCAAAAAUUGUAUCUUUAUAGCUAAUUACUUGGUAAAUACGGUAAAUAAAUGCCAGUUUUGUAUUUUCUA
Molecule: messenger RNA, 970 nt
Organism: Nannospalax galili (Upper Galilee mountains blind mole rat)
Lineage: Eukaryota; Metazoa; Chordata; Mammalia; Rodentia; Spalacidae
Product: mitochondrial inner membrane protease ATP23 homolog
Exons: 4
Coding region: 191-715 (174 amino acids)
Biological process (GO): mitochondrial protein processing; mitochondrial proton-transporting ATP synthase complex assembly
Cellular component (GO): extrinsic component of mitochondrial inner membrane
Molecular function (GO): metalloendopeptidase activity
Source: RefSeq, a predicted model, not a curated record